Molecule: messenger RNA, 633 nt
Organism: Arctia plantaginis
Lineage: Eukaryota; Metazoa; Arthropoda; Insecta; Lepidoptera; Erebidae
Source: the annotation of a GenBank genome assembly
AUGAGUUCAGAAGAACCUAUUAAUAAAGAAGCGGCUGAAGCUAUCAUCAGCUUUUUGAAAGCGAAUGUAUCCAAAUCAGCAAUUCCCAAUAUUGAAAAUGAACUCAAGACAGAGUUUGUACUUGCUAAAAAGCGAAGCAAAGUUCAAAAAAGAAGGAAAACCAAGAAGAAAGUGAAAAGCUUAAAUAGAAAAGAGAAGAAAUCUUUAGGUUUCUAUACAAUUUCUAGAGAUAGUGUUAAGUAUAAUGACAUUUUACCAAUGAACCAAGUAUGGCAGAAAUACAUAAGUGAAGUGUUAGAUUUAGAUAAACCAAUUCCAGACUGCACCAGUAAAGCAUGGGAAAACUUCACAACGAGUCUCUACAAAGCUGAUUUUCAUGGAAGUGAACUGUCAGUAAUAAGGUCGAAAUGCCCUAGUUAUGUUGGGAAAAGUGGUAUUUGUAUAAUGGACACUAAAAACACAUUUAAAUUGGUAUCCCGCGAUAAUGUAGUUACAACUAUACCCAAAAGAGAAAGUGUAUUUGAGAUGUACUUAAAUAAGCUUAAAAUAACAGUAUUUGGUAAACACUUGUGUGUAAGACCAGCUGAAAGAUCUACUAAAAAAAUCAAGGGCCGUCUUCUUCCUGAUUUAUAA